AUGGCACCAAGCCUCGAGCAAGACUAUGAAGCGUCUGAUGUGAUCGAGGAGAAGGAGCGGCCGACCACAUCGGCUCUCUCAACGCGAGGGUGGAAGAAGUUCAGGCGAUCAGCCCCUACUCGAAAGAGCAAUCAGAUCCACAUACGUACCAUCGACCCACCGGCUGAGUUCGGGAAGGUGAAAGUAAUCGCCUAUCGUGACCUUGAGGCUAGGAAGCUGGGCCAACCUGAAUACGAGCUCGGGGUUGGCGUCUCGUCCGUGCCUAUCUUCCCAGACAAGCGAGGCUUCGUCGACUUAAUCCCGCAUCUUGUCCAAAUUCAAGGGGGAUAUUCGCUCCCCGAGGACCGCCAUUGUAUCGGCGAUGUCUUCAUAACAGUUAUUCACUGUGCAGUGGACGAACUCGAGUGCCUUAUGGGAGAGAAUACGAGAAUACUCUGCGAGCCCCAUACAACCAUAGUCGUCCCUGAAGGCGUUCGCUUCAGCUUGUACAAUAAAUGCGUGAACGAAGAUGCGGUCAUAUGUGUAUUCCUCACCCGACGGUAUGCUCUGAGAGUAACCCCGAAGGAGCAAGCGGAUUUCGUAUGGUCAGCUCGUGGGAAAUGGAAUUUGCUCAUGUUCGGCGGCCUAGGGGAUGCGAUCGGCGGCUUGCUGGGCUUCAUCGGCCAGCCGUAUGUCAGUGGAGUGAUGUAUUCGCUGAUGAACCAGGCUAUAGUACCAUUUACUGUGAUAUUCUCAUUGCUUAUUCUGGGAACUCGCUACAUUAGCCUGGAGCUUAUAGGAGUCCUCAUCGUUCUUCUCGCUGUAUGCAUGUCCAUGCACAACUUUAGUGCUUCCCAUUCGGACCCCUUCAUGGCGGCUCUGAUUGCCCUCAGCACCUCCGGGAACGCUCUCUCCUUCGUUCUCAAGGAGAAGGUCUUCCGAGCGUUCGUAGCAUGGCAGACGUCAGCCGCUCGUGCGCCACUCCUAGCAGACCAACGGUCAAGCCCACGCAAGCUAGAUGUAUUCGUUGUCAACUGCUGUGUGUCCGUCUUCCAAGUCCUUUGGCUUCUCCCUGUGCGCUCAGUGGCCUGCGUGCUCGUCACUACCACGCCUCCAGCAGAUGCUACCGACCCCGACGAUCUAGCGCUAUCUGGCCUGUGGUGGUCCAAGGAUGGCAACAGCCUCCUCCUCAACUACAGAGGCUCUGAUAUGUAUGAGAUCAAGAGCUUGGAUAAGGUUGAGCUUACGAGGCCGACUACGUCCCCGGCGUCGUCCAUGGGCAGCAAGAGUGUGGUAGCAGUGGAGACUUCUAACCUGAGGGUCUACACUGGGAGGAGGAAUGAGGAGACCUUCGCUAAGGAAUGUUGCAUGCUGAAUGGAGACCGAUACGUCGCAACGGGAGGAGAUUGCGGCCAUGUAUACAUCUGGGAUCGCUGUACGCAGCGGCUUCAGCGGAAGAUCAAAGCCGAUACGUUCGUCGUUAAUUGUGUGGCCCCUCAUCCCCUAGGAGAACCUUUCCUACUAACUAGCGGUAUAGACAGCGACGUUAAGCUGUGGCACACUGGGACUAUCCGACAUACGUUGAAGCGCGACUGUAGCAACAAUUUACUCAAUGGUGGCCUCUCUCGACCGCUGAGAUCUCGAUUGUUCGGCUCUCAGCGAGAGGAUGAGGCGCCAACGACGAUCAUAACGAUAGAGGAGAUCAGAGGGCGGAUAGACAGAGCUAAUAGUAAGAGACAACAUGCCAAUGAUGCCUUCCGGGAAUCACGGUAUCAGACAGCUCUAGUGUUAUAUAGCGAGGUGUUAGACUUACUACGAUACAAUUCUACUGAGGAGAGCGAUGAAUUGGAAAGGGAACGGCGGGAGUGUGCGGCGAUUACCUACAGUAACAUGACUGCUUGCCAUAUAAAGUUGUCCAGUUGGGCGGAUGGUCUCGCGGCUAGUAACUCGGCGCUCGAGCUUGAGCCUUAUCUACUGAAAGCCAUCUUGCGACGAGCACGCUGUAAGUUCGAGCUGAACGACUUCAAUGGCUGUCGAGACGACUUGAGUAUUGCUGAGCAUCAUCGGGAUAUCGGACCCUCUGGUCUCCAUGAGAUAAGGAAGCUCCGGCACGAGAUCGCUGUGAAGGAACGAGAGAGUCGUCGCCGUGAACAAUCCUUCUUCGCGAGGAUAUUCGGAUAGUCAUCGAAGUUUCAAUUGGUGUUCUUCAAACGAGGC
Molecule: messenger RNA, 2196 nt
Organism: Perkinsus marinus ATCC 50983
Lineage: Eukaryota; Perkinsozoa; Perkinsida; Perkinsidae
Exons: 21
Coding region: 1-2160 (719 amino acids)
Cellular component (GO): Cul4-RING E3 ubiquitin ligase complex; cytoplasm
Molecular function (GO): protein binding
Source: RefSeq, a predicted model, not a curated record